UCCUCGUUCGCCAGAUGGGCACCAGUGCACCCGCAGCAGAGAUCUCCGCCGUUGCAGCCCCACCCGCCUUCUCGACAGGAGAAGGAGAAGGAGGGGCGAGGCAGCGUGUCGGGGGGCGUGCACCGCGAGGACGGCGUGGGCACCGUCGUGCAGGCGCAGGGCCAGGGCAACGUAUGGACCAGCAAGGACGGCAACUCGCGCGUCGACGCGCACGGCCAGUGGUCCAAGGUGGUGGACGGGCCCGGCCGCGGCAAGCCCGACUACAACGUCGGCAUCAAGUUCAGCAGCUCCUUCUAGGCCGCCCAGCGCGCCUCAAUAAUGCAGAAUAACUGAAAGGCUCAACAGUUCAAGGGGCUAAUCUCACAUUAACCUAGUUAUGAGAUAUUGGAAGUUUGAAUGGAACUUUCAUUAUAUAACUCAGUAUAUUUAAAAACUUUUAAACACAGUACACUUGCAUACAGGUUCAUACUGGAUUUCCAUAACAUAUCACACUAAAAUAAUAUUUAAAGUUAUAUUUAAUGCUAAUAACUUAAUUUCACAAAUCGUGCAGGAUAGCCCCUUGUUCUACUGAGACAAUUGUUGGCCAUCGUUUUCAUGCAUUAAAACGACUUGUCUUGCCCGUAGUUCUUUCAUCAUUUGGAUGAUGACAUUUGCACUUCCAAUGACGUUGCCAUCUCAUUGUUUUUAUAAAUGUGUGUAUAAUGUGUAUAU
Molecule: messenger RNA, 711 nt
Organism: Gryllus bimaculatus (two-spotted cricket)
Lineage: Eukaryota; Metazoa; Arthropoda; Insecta; Orthoptera; Gryllidae
Source: the annotation of a GenBank genome assembly